Molecule: messenger RNA, 2262 nt
Organism: Fulvia fulva
Lineage: Eukaryota; Fungi; Ascomycota; Dothideomycetes; Mycosphaerellales; Mycosphaerellaceae
Product: Actin-like protein arp5
Exons: 1
Coding region: 1-2262 (753 amino acids)
Biological process (GO): regulation of DNA-templated transcription
Cellular component (GO): cytoplasm; Ino80 complex
Source: RefSeq, a predicted model, not a curated record
AUGCCUCACUUCACCGUCCCCAUCAUCCCACCAGACUCCGGCCGCAAUUCUCCCAAAGAACCACCAGAGACGCUCUUCUCCGUCAGCGAACCACCCUACCAAGGCCAGCUCCCAACCAACACCUCCGCCUACCGCGCCACCCUCCCCGACACCGCCAUCGUAAUCGACAAUGGCUCCUCCACCAUCCGCGCCGGCUGGCAAACCGACGCCCUCCCACGACUCCAGUUCCCGCCUUUGAUGGCGCGCUACACAGAUCGCAAACUGAAUCGCAAGUUGAUGUUCAUCGGCUCGGAACUCUACUUCGAUGGAACGUCGCGUGGCCAGGCGAAGAAUGUGUACGAGCCGCAGAGCAGUAAUGUGGUGAACAACUGGGACGUGAUGGAGGGGUGCUUGGAUUAUGUUUUCAUGAAACUUGGGAUAAAGGAUCAGGAACGGAUAGACAGGCCCGUGGUUAUGACGGAGCCUUUGGCGAAUGUGGGUUAUGCAAGGAAGACGAUGAGCGAGAUACUGUUCGAGCUUUAUGGUGUGCCAGCUGCGGCGUAUGGGGUGGAUUCGUUGUUCUCGUAUGAUUACAAUGGAGGGAAGACGGGGCUGGUGGUGAGCAGUGCAAACAUGAGUACGCAUCUGAUACCGGUGGUCGACAAGCAGCCGCUCAUCAGCCAUGCGACGAGGCUGGAUUGGGGCAGGAGUCAGUGCUCAGAGUACUUGGCGAGAUUGUUGAGAGCAAAGUAUCCUGGGCUAUUGACGACGGGAAAGGUCAAUGAGACGCAGAUCGAGGAUCUGGUCAAGAGUCAUUGCUACGUCAGUCAGGACUAUGAUGGUGAUACUCUCAAGAUGCUGGAGUGGACAGGACUGGAGGACCGAGAUCAUGUCGUUCAAUUGCCAUUCCAGGAGAAAGAGGUGGUGCAGAAGACGGAGGAAGAGCUGAGGAUAGCAGAAGAGAAGAGGCGAGAGGGUGGGCGGCGAUUGCAAGAGCAAGCUGCGAAGAUGAGACUCGAGAAGCUCAUACGCAAGGAGCAGGAGCUAGAGUACUUCAAGCAGCUGCAGCAGCAGAUUGCGGAAGCUACAACGAAGAAAGAGAUCAGAGCCCUGCUGGAUGAGGAAGAGUUCAAGGAUGAGCAGCAACUUGAUCGAAGGAUAAAAGAAAUGGAGAAGAGCAUUAGGAAGCAGCGGAAUAAGGAUGUUGGCGAUCUGGAAGAAGAGGCAGAAGAGCCGCCGUCAUAUCCGCUUCUUGGCGUUCCUGAUGAAGAGCUCGAUGAGGACGGCAUAAAGCAGAAACGCCAACAGCGUCUGCUGAAAAGCAACCACGACGCACGAGCACGUGCGAAAGCAGAAAAGGAAGCAGGGAAAGAGCGGCAAGCAGAGAUCCAACGACAAGACGACGCCAGACGGGAAGCAGAUCUUGAGGAAUGGGUCGGCGAACGGCGCGCAGCACGGCAGGAAGUCAUCCAGAAGAUGAAGGAACGUGAACGACUAAAGGCAGACCUCUCCAAUCGCAAAUCGCAGGCCUCGCAAAUGCGCAUGAAGCAUAUCGCGAACCUAGCCUCCGACAACCCGAACGGUCGGAAACGAAGACGCGGCGGCAACGACGAUGACGGCUUCGGUGCGGACGAUGCGGAUUGGAUGAUCUACCGCGAAAUCCAAGCUGGUAAGAAUGACGAUGAGGAAGACGACGAGGAAGAGGAUCUAGGUGGGCAAUUGAAGAAUAUCGAGAAACAGCUGCUGCAGUACGAUCCGGACUUCACGGAGCAGAGUACACAGGAGGCACAAAAGGAUUGGACGAAAUCGUUGCUUCAUGCUUUCAGCCGUGGACCUUUCCCAUUCGAUCCGGAGAGCGCGAAGGAGAGUGCACAAUUCCACCUAAACGUGGAACGCAUUCGAGUUCCGGAAGUCGUCUUCCAGCCAUCCAUCGCAGGGGUCGAUCAAGCUGGCAUCGUCGAGAUUGCGGAAGAUAUCCUGAUGCAACGCUUGUCCAGCCACGCCUCUCGCGAUGCGAUCCUCAAGGAUGUCUUCAUCACUGGCGGCUACAGCCUAUUCCAAGGCUUCGAGGAGAGGUUACGGACCGAACUCAGGGCUGUUCUACCCGCAGAACUACAACUUGGUAUCAGGAAAGCGAAGGACCCUGUCCUGGACGCGUGGAAGGGGGCGGCGAGGUGGGCUGGCAAGACUGAGAACAGACAAAGCUUUGUUACGAGAGAGGAGUUUCUGGAGAAGGGUGGGGAGUAUAUCAAGGAGCAUGGAUGUGGGAAUUUCUGGAGCUAA